AUGCCGCCGACCAGGUUCGAGGUGCUCCAGAGCAAGGGCAAGAAGAAACCCAUCUCGUUUCGGCGGCUGAUGGCUCUCAAACGGGUUGAAGGUGGCGACGUUUUCGAGUCGCUGACCCCGGCCUGGCCGCCGGCGCCGCACCGUAGAGCGUUUGGAGGACAUGUCUACGCCCAGGCAUUGUGCGCUGCCAGCAAGACCGUGGAGAAGGGGUUGGUGGUUCAUCAAAUGACGGGGUACUUCAUCCUCCCUGGCGCCAUUGACAUUCCGUACGUGUACCGCGUGCGCAGGAUCAGGGACGGCGGCAUGUACUGCUUGAGAGGGGUCGACGUCUACCAAGCUUCGGACGACGCCGCUCAGGGGAGGUCGCCUUGCUUUGUCGCCACCGUCUCCUUCAAGCGAUCCGAGACGGGCAUCAAGAAGUGGACACCCUACGAGUACCAGAACAUGGCCCGGGACCAUAUCCAGAAAGAAUACAGCAGCGUCCUUGAGGGCCUGAAGCCCCAGGACCACCCCGACGCACCCGGCGCCGAUGCCCUGUGGUGGGAACAGGAAGAAGAAGAGUUCUGGAGCCGCGAUGCGGCGGCAUUUCCUGGGGUGGAAUGCAGAAAGGUCGACAUGGCCAGGUACAACGGCGCAGCGGAACCAGGUGGUGGACCCAACGGGGAGGGAGCGUCUCGCUGGCGCCAGUUGCUCUUCUACCGGCUCAUCCAGGACGACGACGACGACGACGAACAACCGUCCGAGGCGGGCGAGAGAGAGGAAGCCGCCAACGACCUGAACCUCCACGCCGCUGCGCACCUGUACGCGUCGGACAGGAACUCGCUCUUCCUGAUCCAGCGCGCUCUGGGGUACGAGGCAGUCCGCACCACCAUGGCGUCGCUGUCGCACACGGUUGUCUUCCACGGCCCGGCCGACCACCUGCGCAUGGUGGACCAGCUCGGGGCCUCCAGGUGGUUCGUCCAGGAGUCGUGGACCAGCAACGGCGGCGACAACCGCGGCUGCCAUCACAGUCUCCUGUGGAAUCCCCAGGCCGGUAGGGUCAUCGGCACCACCAUCCAGGACGGCAUGUUGCGGUUUCCGGCCCAGCUCGUCGAUAAGGUCUCCAACGCCCGCGGCGGGACGGAGAACUCGUCAUUGUCACGGCCUGCUCGCAACAAGGCGGGCAGCAAAUUAUAG
Molecule: messenger RNA, 1176 nt
Organism: Fonsecaea multimorphosa CBS 102226
Lineage: Eukaryota; Fungi; Ascomycota; Eurotiomycetes; Chaetothyriales; Herpotrichiellaceae
Exons: 2
Coding region: 1-1176 (391 amino acids)
Biological process (GO): fatty acid catabolic process; acyl-CoA metabolic process
Cellular component (GO): peroxisomal matrix
Molecular function (GO): fatty acyl-CoA hydrolase activity
Source: RefSeq, a predicted model, not a curated record